Messenger RNA from Prunus persica (peach), 825 nucleotides. Its product is annotated as aspartyl protease UND. Gene Ontology annotation, cellular component: extracellular region. Lineage: Eukaryota; Viridiplantae; Streptophyta; Magnoliopsida; Rosales; Rosaceae. Bases 119 to 439 code for a protein of 106 amino acids. The transcript has a single exon. The record is from RefSeq and is a predicted model, not a curated record.
CAGAAAUUUUCAAAAGAACACCAUCAGGCACUGGUGGAACAGUCUUUGAUUCUGGGACAACAUUAAGCUUCCUAGCCAAAGGUGCAUAUGAUGUGCUUAGUGCUGAAGUGCAAAGUUGAUGGAUGGAAAGUUGGAAACAGUAGAAGAGCCUGAUAUUCCUUCGGCUUUAUGCUACAAGGGGAUUAUAAGCCAAGACCUUGUUGGGUUUCCAGAUGUUGUCUUGAACUUUGCAGAUGGGGCUGAGUUGGGUUUGGACAUUGAGAGCCUUUUCCAAGAGUAUGGCCAGAAUGAGUUUUGUAUGGCUUUGCAAGAGUCUCCUGUUGGCAAUGACUUGAAUUUUGUUGGAAUUAUGGCUCAGCAAUUUUAUAAUGUUGCCUAUGAUCUUGCUGCAAACAAGGUUUAUUUUCAGAGGAUUGAUUGUGAACUUCUUGAUGACUGAUGGGCAUCCAUAAUAUAGGGAUUUCAAUAUAUUAUACAGCCUUUUUUUUUUUUUUUUAAUAUCAAUUUUUUUCUUAUUUAUUCUUGUAUUUAUUUACUAUUGGUGGGUUUUAAAUAUGGGAUAUAAUUCAUGUAUUUAUUCUUGCUCCCAUAUUGGCCAUUACAUGAAGGUAGAUUCUAGUUGUCAUUCUCUUAGACUCUUUUGUAGCGAAGAAAAAGAAAAGGAAAAAAAACAAGGUCUCAGGUUUGAACCCAUGACAUCUUGGUUGUGUGUGUGAGAAACCCCUCUCCUCUUGUAAUUUAGAUUAUCGCUUGUAUUCAAAAUAAAAGUUCUAUGAACUACCAAGGAAAAACCAUGGAUGUUAUAACUCAUGUUAUUAUUAUCAU